CCGAAAAGCGCCGACGGGUCGGCGAUGUUCCUUAGACUCUGAUGGGGACACUGAGCCGGUUUCCAGGCCCUCUUCUCGCUGACAGCCAUGAACCGGUCCACGAGCCAGGAGAUGAUCGAGCUGAAGAACCUCAACUUGGAGAAGCAGCUGGAUCUGACUCGAGGCUUGCGAGGCACAUCCGAGCGCCCGGUCCGGCUGGAGAGGGCCAACGCCUUGAGGAUCGCCCCCGGGAAGGUGCCCGAGAUCUUGAGCCGCGUGAGACAGAUUCGGCUCCUGGGCGGCCAGAGCGACCCCAAACUGACCGAGGAGCUGGGCGAGGGGCACAUCUUCAAGCCUUGCACCCAGAAUCAGCCGACCUGGUGCGACUUGUGCGGGGAGUUUAUCUGGGGCAUGUACAAGAAGCGUCUGCAGUGUGUCCACUGCAAGUUCAUCUGUCACUACCGAUGUCGUGUUCUGAUCCGACUUGACUGCAGCGGUCCCAGAUAUCAAGACAGUGAUCAGAAUGAAUGUAAUGAGCAGACGGUGGAAAAAGACACCAAUGUGGAUGAGCAGAUUGACUGGGAGAAGCCUAUUUUGUCCCAAACUGAGAUUGAGCAGAAGAUAAAGGAAUACAAUGGCCAGAUCAACAGCAACCUCUUCAUGAGUUUGAACAAAGAUGGUUCCUACACCGGCUUCAUCAAGGUGCAGUUAAAGCUGAUUCGUCCUGUCUCAGUGCCUGCUAAUAAAAAGGCACCCUCUAUCCAAGACACAAGAAAGAGCUCCUCACGCAGCCAAGCAGUAAAGCGCCGCACCUCAUUCUACCUACCCAAGGACACAGUCAAGCACUUGCAUAUAAUUUCUCGUACAUGUGCCAGUGAGGUCAUAGAGGCCCUGCUCAAGAAAUUCAUGGUCGUUGACAACCCCCGCAAGUUUGCCCUCUUUGAGAGAACAGAAAAAGAUGACCAAGUGUAUCUCCGCAAACUUUCUGAUGAGGAACAACCUCUGCGUCUCCGACUGCUGGCUGGCCCUAAUGAAAAAGCACUUAGUUUUGUUCUAAAAGAGAAUGAGACUGGAGAAGUCAAUUGGGAUGCUUUUAGUAUGCCUGAGCUGCAGAACUUCCUGCGUAUCCUUCAACGUGAAGAAGAGGAGCAUGUCAGGCAGAUCCUGCAAAAAUAUACCCACUGCCGCCAAAAGAUUCAGGAGGCUCUGACCACCCGGACCCCGGGUUGAGGUGCCCAUUCCAGACCCAGCACUCCAGCAAGGAUAAGAUGCCAAAUACAAAGAAGUGGUGAAGCCAAGUGGAACUACGAAUGAAGCAAUCCUAGGAGUGUCUGUGGACUGAAUGUAAUUCUUUGGAGGGGCAGGGGGAUGGGAAAGGGGCUACAAGGAUGUCUGAUUCCCUUGGUGAGCCAAUGAAUGGGUGCAUGUGUGUCUGCUCCUUAUGGAGUGAAUGGUUAAUAGUGGUGUUGAGUGGAAGGCACAGUGGGAUCAGGUAGGAAUUACCUGAAGAAUGAGUGUAGAGAUGCAAAAAAUUAGUACGUUUGUGGCAAUCAGGAAUGUGAUGCCAUUUUUGUAUUACAGACUGGCUUGAUGGUGAGUUCAGCCAGUCUUGAGGUUUUUAAUAAGAGCAGAGUCAACCAAAAUGACCACAAAUUUGGAUGUAUCCCCAAGAAGUCACCCUAGCAAGCACUUUCCCCCCAAGACUUCUUUUGUAUUUCUGUUGGGAAUCUGAUUGUGAAGGCUCAUGAACUGGAUUGAAUAGACUAGUCAAUCUUACCUACUUUUUCUUUGGUUCAAAUAACAGAAGGACUGCUAGAAGAACUGAGCCCCAAGGUGCUUAUCAGCUAAAGAUAUUGGUUGGGCUGUAGCCAUACAAAACAAGGGGUAGUAAAGUCUGUCCCCCCCACUCAGGUGAAAUAGAAAUGGGACAUAAGCACAGCUGGAUAGCCUUUGGUAGUAUGUGGUAGGUAUCAAAAUGCCAAAGGAAUAAUUAUCCAUAGAAAAAAAGCAAGAGCGUUUCUCCCACUGUUGCUCUAACUCCAGUACUUAAUUUAGAAUUGCUGUUUAGAUUAAGGUUGAUGUCCUGCCUCACCCCAAAAGCAAGGACAGUAAAAGAAAAUAGAGUAUAGAGUGAUCUUCCAAAACCACAGAUCCAUGAAACGGAGGAGGAAAUAGACUGAUUGCUUUUCUGAUCCAGCUAUCCCUUAUGUUGCCCUGUAUAUGAAAAAUGUGGAGAUGGGGGACAUGACAAAUCCCAGGAUUUAGAUUUAUGAUCUGGUGAGGACAGCUCUUGCUUUGACUGUCUAAUUUGUGCACGCACACAGCCACCUGCAUGCCUUUGACAGACAUUGGCAUAUAUCUGACUUCAGCAAGACCUAGCAGGGAAUCCCUUCCUAUACCUGGGGAGUAGUUGUACUUCCUUCUUGUGGGGGUGGGUGGGUGGCAUCUGUACCCUGAAGCAAGUUACACUGCUUAUAUUUACAAAGCUUGAGCAAAUCUAUUUGUACGUCCUGUGAAAAGCGAAGUACGCUGUUCAGAGCAGGCACUUAGAGAAAACUGUGCUUAUUAGCAGUGGCAGGUCCUAUUGAAGAGUACAGUUUAAAAUAAAGAUUGCCUUGAGUACCCAGAAGAUGAAAAGUUCAGCUACUCAAGGUGUCAAUGGUGCUGUUUGUAUACCAAUCAAUAAAAGAUUCAGGGGUGAGAUGUGUCUGGUGUAUAUGUUCCUCUGGAACCAGUUUCUCGCUUUGACAGUAUGCAGAUGAAGCCCAGUCACCCUGAGCCUAGGGCCAAAUUCACUUCUCCCAUGGUGGCCUACUCAUUGUGUUUUCUAAUCUUGGCCACCCAUCUCUUUCUAAUAUUCCAACAAGG
Molecule: messenger RNA, 2847 nt
Organism: Gekko japonicus
Lineage: Eukaryota; Metazoa; Chordata; Lepidosauria; Squamata; Gekkonidae
Gene: RASSF1
Product: Ras association (RalGDS/AF-6) domain family member 1
Exons: 6
Coding region: 88-1209 (373 amino acids)
Biological process (GO): Ras protein signal transduction
Cellular component (GO): microtubule cytoskeleton; nucleus
Source: RefSeq, a predicted model, not a curated record